Fragaria vesca subsp. vesca is the source of this 465-nucleotide messenger RNA. RefSeq names its product SKP1-like protein 4-like. Bases 1 to 465 code for a protein of 154 amino acids. The transcript has a single exon. Gene Ontology annotation, cellular component: nucleus; cytoplasm. Gene Ontology annotation, biological process: SCF-dependent proteasomal ubiquitin-dependent protein catabolic process. Gene Ontology annotation, molecular function: cullin family protein binding. Lineage: Eukaryota; Viridiplantae; Streptophyta; Magnoliopsida; Rosales; Rosaceae. The record is from RefSeq and is a predicted model, not a curated record.
AUGUCAACUGAGAACAAGAAGCUGCUAACUCUGAAGAGUAAGGACCUAGAGGUAUUCGAGAUCGAUGAGGCUGUUGCUAUUCAGUCUCAGACCAUUAAACACAUGGUGGAGGAUGGCUGCGCUGAUAACGCCAUCCCCUUGCCCAACGUGGAUGGUCCCACCCUUGCCAAGGUCAUCGAGUACCUCAAGAAGCACGCUGAGGACAAGAAUGGCAAGAAAGAUGAUGAGGAUUCUCUCGAGAAAUUCGACAAAGAUUUUGUCAACAUCAAGCAGGACCUCCUGUUUGAUCUGAUAUUGGCAGCCAACUAUCUAAACAUCGCGCGGCUGCUGGACUUGACAUGCCAGGCUGUGGCGGACAUAAUCAAGGGAAAGACUCCCGAACAGAUUCGCAAGACUUUCAACAUCAAGAAUGACUUCACUCCUGAGGAAGAAGUUCGAAGGGAGAACCAAUGGGCUUUCGAGUAA